This is a messenger RNA of Anguilla anguilla (European eel), 5536 nucleotides long. RefSeq names its product NACHT, LRR and PYD domains-containing protein 12-like. NCBI's taxonomy places the organism in Eukaryota, Metazoa, Chordata, Actinopteri, Anguilliformes, Anguillidae. The record is from RefSeq and is a predicted model, not a curated record. The coding region runs from base 226 to 3486 and encodes 1086 amino acids. Gene Ontology annotation, molecular function: protein binding. The transcript has 10 exons.
CGGCUGAAGUAUCAUAUAAGUUCUUUAUGGAAAGAAUGUGGGACGUCCGAUAAUGUGGGUGGAGUAAGCUGGGAAGGGGAGGAGACGAGAGAAACGCCGAAAAGAGGAAAUGCAAGCGGAACAGGUUUAAAAGAUCAACAGAAGAAAGGAGAGAAGACCUGCUAUGCUGAGGGGGUGAUGUGUUUCCACUCUAGCUGCAAGUAGGGACACCCCGGAAACCGAAGGAUGAAGCGCUGUGGCUCCCUGUACCAGGGGGACAGGAUUGUUCAUUCUCUGCUCCUGGAACGUCUGGAUGAUCUUCUGAGCAACCAGCUAGAGAGAUUUCAUUCCUAUCUGAGUCAUGAACCACCACAGGGAUACAAUCCCAUUUCAAGGAGAUGCCUAGAGGGGUCAAGCAGCACCAAGACUGCAGAACAAAUGUUGGUGCACUAUGGAAGUGAGGGCGCUGUGAAGGUCACGCUGUACAUCCUGGAGAAGAUGAACCUGAAUGAGCAAGCGGUAACACUGCAGAGGGGAUUGGAGAGCACCAGUUACGGGGAAAACCCCAGGGCCCCUGGAGGAAUGAUUUCAGGGGUCAUUACAGCCAGUCAGCCACAGCCCCCACCUGCAGUCAGUGAACAUGAUGCAUCUUUGAGAGCAGACCAAGAGAAGCUGAAAGCUAAGCUGAGGAACAGAUAUCAACAUAUCUUUGAAGGAGUGGCCAAGCACGGACGGUCGGCCCUGCUCACCAAGGUCUACACUGAGGUCUUCAUAACCGAGGGUGAAUGCGGACAGGUCAAUACCGAACAUGAGGUUUGGAACAUCGAGUCAACAUCCAAAGAAACUCAUGCACAGGACGUGCAAAUUGAAUGCAACAAAAUAUUCCAGCCCUUGCCCGGACAAGAGGACCACAUGAGAAGAUCUGUUCUGACCAAAGGAAUAGCUGGCAUCGGCAAAACAGUCUCUGUGCAGAAGUUCAUUUUGGACUGGGCGGAAGGCAAGGCAAACCGAGGUAUUGAUUUGAUAUUUCCUCUCCCUUUUCGAGAGCUGAAUCUGAUGAGGGACAGAAAGUUGAGUUUGCUGGGACUCAUUCGGCACUUUCACCCCGAGAUCAAACACUGCACUGCGGUGGACCUCGACAGCAGGAGAGUGUUGUUCAUCUUUGAUGGUCUGGAUGAGUGUCGGCUCCCCUUAAAUUUCCAUAGCAACGAGCCGUGGUACGAUGAAACGGAGGAAUUAUCAGUGGACAUGCUGCUGACCAACCUCAUUCAGGGAAAUCUGCUUCCCUCUGCUCUCCUCUGGAUCACAUCCCGACCAGCAGCAGCCAGUCAGAUCCCUCCUGAGUGCAUCCAAAGGCUAACGGAGGUGCGAGGCUUCAACGACCCACAGAAAGACGAGUACUUCAGGAAUAGAUUUAAUGAUCAGAACCUGGCCAACAAAAUUAUCUCACACAUAAAGUCAUCACGGACCCUCCACAUCAUGUGUCAUAUUCCAGUCUUCUGCUGGAUUUCAGCAACUGUUCUCGAGAGUCUACUGGACAAAUCUGAGGGUGGGCAAAUCCCUAAGACUCUCACUCAAAUGUACACGCAAUUCCUGCGCAUUCAAAUUAUGAUAAAGAACCAGAAGUACCAUAGAGGUAUGGAAACGAACACAAAGGAAAUACAAGAGACUGAUAAAGAAAUAACUGUCAACCUGGGAAAGCUGGCCUUUCAACAUUUGGAAAAGAACAAUCUGAUAUUUUAUGAGCAAGACCUGAAAGAGUCUGGCAUUGAUGUCAGCAAAUCUCCAGAGUACUCUGGGUUGUACACAGAAAUCUUCAAAGAGGAAUCAGUGAUGUAUGAGGAGAAAACAUACAGCUUUGUGCAUCUUAGCAUUCAAGAGUACCUUGCCGCCUUGUCUGUACACUUCUUGUAUGUAAACGGUAAAGAAAACCCUUUAAAUCUGGACAUGUCAAAGCAUACCAGUCCAGAUGGUGGGAUAAAAUUAUCUGCAGUACACAGGAGUGCUGUGGACAAGGCCUUACAGAGUCCAAAUGGACACCUGGACCUUUUUGUCCGCUUCCUCCUGGGAAUCUCGCUGGACAGUAAAGCUCUUUCAGGAUUGCUGCCACACACAGAAUGCAGCUCGCAGAUGGUCGCAGAAAUGGUCAAAUACAUCAAGGAGAAGGUCAGCAAGUGCCCAUCUCCAGAGAGGACCAUCAAUCUCUUCCACUGCCUGAAUGAACUCAAUGACGAUUCUCUAGUACAGGAAAUCCAGAGUUUCCUGAAGUCGAGUGGUCACUCCAAUCAAAAGCUCUGCCCAGAUCAGUGCUCAGCGCUGGCUUAUGCGCUGGUGAUGUCAGAGAAGCAGGUGGACGUGCUUGAUUUUAGGAUGUACAACUCGACACAGGCCGGAUAUCGCAGACUGCUGCCCGUUCUCAAGCACACCAGGACAGCUUUGUUGCAGGUCUGUGACCUCACCCCAGCCCUGUGUGCCCUGGUGAAUGUGGUCUUGCAGUCCUCCACCUCCCUUCUGAGGGAGCUGGACCUUGGAUACAACAGCAAACUGGGGGACAAAGGCUGCAAGCUGCUUUGCGAUGGACUGCGGACUCCCCACUGCAGACUACAAACUCUGGGGUUAGGAGACUGUAACCUCACAAAGGGCUGCUGUGAUGAUCUGGCCUCAGUCCUGCGCUCACGCCACUCACAGCUGAGAGAGCUGGAUCUGAGAGGCAAUGACCUACUGGACUCUGGAGUGACAGCGCUCUCUGCUGGACUGGAGGAUCCCCUCUGUAAACUGCAGAAACUGGGGCUGUCAGGCUGUGGAGUCACAGAGACAGGCUGUCGUUCCCUGGCUUCAGCUUUUCACUCAAACCCCUCACAUCUGAUAGAGCUGGAUCUGAGCUACAACAACCCCGGAGACUUAGGAGUGAAAGUGCUGUCUACUAGACAGCAGGACCCCAACUGUGCCCUGGAGAAGCUGAUUGUGGACCAUGGUGGAGUGUGCAGGAUGAAUCCAGGGCUGCACAAAUAUGAUUGCCACCUCACCGUGGACCCCAGCACUGCCGCUCCGAAUGUGGUCCUGUCUGAGGGGAACAGGAGGGCGCAUUGCAAACAGAAGAUUGGCAAUGAACAGUACACUCCUCCAGUGCUGUGCAAGGAGGCGCUGAUUGACCGUCACUACUGGGAGGUAGAGUGGGGGUUACUAAGCUUGGAGGUGGGCGUGGCCUACCAGAAACCCACAAGCACCCGUGCCACACUUGGAAAAGAUGACCAAUCGUGGGCCAUUAGGUUCGACCCACAGGCGAUCACGGCCGUUCAUAAUAACAAGUACACACAUGUAGCGGCCUUACAUGCCCCACACAAAUCCAGGGUGGGAGUGUAUCUGGACUGGCAAAAUGGUGCCCUGGCCUUCUAUAAGAUCUCCUCCAAAGGGCCCGUCCACGUGCACACCUUCCAUGUCACCUUCACUCGGCCCCUCUACCCAGCUUUUGCUUUCGCCAUGGAUGCCACUAUGACACUGUGCUAGAUAUUUGACAACUUAUAUUUUUAUAAUAUAAAGAGGUUAAUAGGUCAACCAAAGCAUUUUCUUGUGCACGCAAAUGAGCAAUACAUAAAUUGAAUAAGGGUGACAGGGCUGUGAUGUACAAACUAAUGUCUGUCAAAUUAUUAUGGUUUUUUGUGUGUUUGAAAAAGCCAUUUUCUGUUGUAUCUAUGAAAUAUAUUUUAUUCCAGGUUCUAGUAUAAUGCAAAUCAUGGAAACCUGCAGAAAUUGCAGAGUUCAUAGUUGUGGGUUCAUGGUUCACCUGCGGGAGGUUCGCGGAAAAGGAGAGAGAGAGAAACAUUUGUGUGAACGCAAAUAAAAAUACAGACAAAAUAUGGAAAUAUUUCCAACAUAGUGAAACAACUGUAUUACAACAAUUGCUCUGUAAAACUGUGACAGUAUAAUAGCAGCCUUUUAGCAUGUUUAAGGGAAAAUUGCAAUUGCUGUUCCCCUAUAAUUGCAUAUGUCGGAAAGUCUGUGCUCAAGCAGAGGUGCUACAUUAAUAAUGAAGUUAAAAAUAAAUAAAUAAAUAAAACAGCAGGGAUUUUGGGGAAUGGGUACUAUAACGCGCCUAGGUGUUGUGAAUUUUUUAGGGGACCUUUGGGUGUCUCUUGGGUGAGAUCCAGCCUUCACCCUGUGCUAGGUUAUUCCAGCCAUACUGAAUGUGCAGAGUUGGACUUAAGUGCGGAUUUACUUUCUCUGCGCCAUUUUGAGUCAUUAAUGUUGUAAAAUGUUGCAUUCUGAUCUCAACUGUUGGACUGAGCCACAUCUAAACAGAAUUUUCUUCCCUCAUAAUAAUAUUUUUUAGGUUUUUUCCAGCUUACUCUGAUUUAUCCAAGCAUUAUAGUUAUAAUUAGAGGAGAGCGGUAACAGCUUGCAGUGUAACUGCAAAUCUUCCAACUGGGAUCCAGAAGGGAGUUGCCUCUUGCCAUGCAGCACAUCCCAUGUAAUAUGUACAUGAACAUGCAGUCUGAGUCACUGCAGAGGAGAAUGGAGUGGUAAGGGUAUGGCUUUCUCUCAGUAAUGACUGUUGAAGUUUGGCAAGAGUUUGGCAGUAGGUUCUGCCUGGCCUCUGGAUCCCCCAUUAUACCGAGGGAGGGAACAGAUAGAGUGUCAGGUCACAGAGACACACAAUAUAACAUAUACCCUUCCUCAAUGAAUCACUGACUCAUUCACACAAUAACUUGCCAACUCCAUCGCUGAAGGUCUAGGGUGAGCCACAGCCAAAUAAUUUGGCAAAUGGCUAUAUCCUGGAAUAUUUCACAACAUUGCAAAUACACAACCAGAGUAUUCUAAGUAUGAACAAGAAGACAUACUGGUUUAUGCAUCUGACCAUUCACAAGUAUCUUGCUGCUUUGUUUGCUCUCUACCUCUGCCCUGGACAGAACAGAAAUGUACUUGAUCGAGAGCAUCAUCAGUCACAAAUAUUCCUCAGAUGAAGCAGAUCAUUCCAAGGAGGAGGAAGAAUAUUUGACUGAGGAGCUGGGUGUGCAGACAAUAUAAAUAUUACAUAUACUGUACAGUAGAUGUAUAUGUAAUAUUUAUAUGUAUAUGUACAUUUAAAUGUUUGCAGAUGUUUCUGAAAACCGUAAGGCUGCUCUUGUAAGGAAAUGUUGCAGCUGUCUCAGUCAGCACAGUGCAAUUAUUAAUUGUCUAAGAGACCAUAGAGCAUCUACCUCUACAUUAGUUUUUGUUUUCUGAUGGCUCUAUAAACUACACUGGUUCACUCCCGUACUUGAGCACAGUAAAAUCUUUAGGGUACACUUGCAGUUUGCGACUAUAGCUGGUGCUUAUAGAAAGCGCUUAUACAAAUGUCAGAUUAUGAAACAGCGUAUCAGUUUCAUUGCAUAUUUGCUGGGUAACCAAUAGUUACAUUUUUUCCUGUCAUUAAAAAAAGCUGAUAGCACCCAACAGCCCACAAACAAUAUCCCUUGAAUACCUUAUUCAAUCAAUCUUUGUGCCUUUCUUGAUUUGUCACUUUUUGCAAUGAAGGAAAAACAAGUGAUAUAAAGAUAACAUUUGAAUGCGAAAUCAA